GACGAGUUGUGGAAGUCGGCUGCAGAGUGCGUACGGAGUGCUCCUAGAAAGACUAAACUGCUCCAGCCACCCCGGUGUUGUUGUUGAUCGUCCAACUUCAACACCAGCCUGUCUCGGUGAGCCCAUACACUCCUGUGGCAAGCAUUGCACCUGCAACUUCGCCGGUUCCUCGCAGUCAUCUCCACUUUGCACAAUCGUCUGUAUUUCCCGUCUAACGGCAGGAGGAGGACGACACCGCCUUCCAGGGAGCCAGUUGAGGUGAAGGGGUGGGGCUGGCAGAGGUUUGGGGACUCACCUACAUCAGCUUCUUUGAUCAAGCUUCCAUAUUCAUAUUCGACUCGACCCCGGCAUGUCGUCCCACGUGGAUCCCUUCAGGCUUCGCGCAACGCACCAGCUCUCUGCCAAAUUGACGCGCGGUCACGUACAUCCAUCCGUGGUGCAGAGAUUGGGCCCGAUUACCUGGUAUGAUGUGAAAUUCUACCCGCACAAUGGUCGCGGAAGCAGCCAAGUUUUCGCCGUGACUGGUGGAUCACUGGUUGCUAUCUGCAGAUGCGUGGUUGAAUUGGGAGGCGACAUCGAGGUUAUCCGUCUAUUCGAGGAUGAGGGUAUUAAAGAGGGCAAUGAAGCAAAGGCGUUCAACAGUCUGGAAUGGUCACGCGCCUCCAACGGCGACCCCCUAAUAUGUGUCGCUGGCGGGGACCCUAGAAUUAAGAUCCUGAGUGUAAAGACAGGGGAGUUGGUAAAUACGGUAACCGGGCAUGGAGAUGUGGGUACUGCGCCGCAUUGCGCCCACUGGUUUCUUUUUCCACAUCAUUUAACUAACAUCUUCCAGGUAGUUGCUGAUUUAGCAUUGUCCCCAGCCAACCCUAGCUAUCUAGCAUCUGCGUCUUAUGACCACACUAUCCGAUUAUGGUCCCUGGAUCCCGAUCAUCAAACAAAGCCCACGGCAACCUUAUUGUUUGGAGGUGGCCACGACCGGCAAGUUCUGACUGUAGGGUGGCACCAGAACGGAAAGUACUUGCUUUCUGGGGGCAUGGAUACGCAGUUAAAUCUCUGGACGAUACCGGAUACCGUCAACGAAACACUUGGAACGGAUCAUCCCGCUCGUAUAUACUAUCCGCACUUCUCCAGCAAGGAGAUCCAUCACGAUUACAUUGACUGUGUACGCUUUUACGGCGACCUCAUCCUGUCACGAGCAGCCAAGGACGACAAGAUUCUCCUCUGGCGCAUCGACGCAUUUGACUCGUCGAAAGACCCACCCGCCGCACCUCCCCUGCCGCCCAGUCAGGCUGUCUAUAGCGACGAAACGGUCUACGUGGCUGCGGCACAGGUCCCCAGGACACGCUCCGCAUGGGGCGGCAAGUUUCAGCGUCUACUUCAGUUCCACCACCCGAAUGCCGCACGCUUUUACAUUCGCUUUGGGCUCCUCCAGGCCCCGGGCAUGCAUCCGGUGUUGGGUGUAGGGAACGAGAAGCAUAGAGUCUCUUUUUGGGAUUUGCAAAAGCUGGAGAGUGCUGGGUUGGGCCAAGAUGUCGUCGUAGUGGAGAAGAAGAAGGAGAAGAAGGAGAAGAGCCCGCCCAAGGCACCACCAGGGACACGCUACCUUACCACGGGGAUCAGCGACCCACUCAAGUCGAUUGUACCCCAUACCACUGUUCAGUUGCAAGGGCCAAAAUUCACGAUCCAGCAAGUGGCGUUCAGCCCUGACGGGAGGUGGUGCGUGGCUGUAGGCAACGAAGACAUGGGUGCUGUGUUCAGUAGAUGGGAAGACGGAUUCCCGGAAUGA
Westerdykella ornata is the source of this 1786-nucleotide messenger RNA. RefSeq names its product WD40 repeat-like protein. Gene Ontology annotation, cellular component: ESC/E(Z) complex. Lineage: Eukaryota; Fungi; Ascomycota; Dothideomycetes; Pleosporales; Sporormiaceae. The coding region runs from base 350 to 1786 and encodes 478 amino acids. Gene Ontology annotation, biological process: negative regulation of transcription by RNA polymerase II. Gene Ontology annotation, molecular function: nucleosome binding; protein binding. The transcript is spliced from 7 exons. The record is from RefSeq and is a predicted model, not a curated record.